AUGCCUCGCCCGGGCAGGAACACGUACAGCGACCAGAAGCCCCCCUACUCCUACAUCUCUCUGACGGCCAUGGCCAUCCAGAGCUGCCCGGAGAAGAUGCUCCCGCUCAGCGACAUCUACAAGUUCAUCAUGGACCGGUUCCCGUACUACCGGGAGAACACGCAGCGCUGGCAGAACUCGCUCCGACACAACCUGUCCUUCAACGACUGCUUCAUCAAGAUCCCCCGGAGACCGGACCAGCCGGGCAAGGGCUCCUACUGGGCCCUGCACCCGAGCUGCGGGGACAUGUUCGAGAACGGCAGCUUCCUGCGGCGGAGGAAGCGCUUCAAGGUGGGCAGCAUGCUGGCCCUGGACCCGCUGGUUCCCAGUAAGAACCAGCAGCAGGAGGUCCAGUACCUGUCCCAGCAGGGGGCCAAGCUGCGGCUCGGGGCGCUGCACCGGGCCGGACACCUGCCCUCCCUCCCGGGCGGGUACAGCCUGGGCUCCGGGUCCCAGCCCUCCAGCUUCAAGCACCCGUUCGCCAUCGAGAACAUCAUCUCCAGGGAGUGGAAGAUGCCGGGCGGCCUGGGGGUCCUGGGGGGCUUCCCGCCCGCCGGGUACCCGCUGCACGGCCCGCUGACCCCGGCCUGGGGGCACGUGUACGGCUCCGGGAUGAUGGACAGCUCGCCCCCCCUCUCCAUGGCCGGCGACUACUCCGCCUACGGGAUGCCGCUCAAAGGGCUCUGCCACGCGGGCCAGACUCUGCCCGCCGUCCCGGUGCCCAUCAAGCCCGGGAUGGCCUCGCACAUCCCGGCCUUCCUCGCGGCCUCGCCCCGGUCCCUGAGCCCCGGGUCCCCGCUCACCGAGCCCGGGGAGGCGCUGCCCUCCUCGGCCUCGCUGCAGGCCGUGGUGGCGGUGCACUGA
Messenger RNA from Limanda limanda (common dab), 903 nucleotides. RefSeq names its product forkhead box protein B1-like. NCBI's taxonomy places the organism in Eukaryota, Metazoa, Chordata, Actinopteri, Pleuronectiformes, Pleuronectidae. Gene Ontology annotation, molecular function: DNA-binding transcription factor activity, RNA polymerase II-specific; RNA polymerase II cis-regulatory region sequence-specific DNA binding. The transcript has a single exon. The coding region runs from base 1 to 903 and encodes 300 amino acids. Gene Ontology annotation, biological process: anatomical structure morphogenesis; cell differentiation; regulation of transcription by RNA polymerase II. The record is from RefSeq and is a predicted model, not a curated record.